Cryptococcus wingfieldii CBS 7118 is the source of this 237-nucleotide messenger RNA. RefSeq lists its product as hypothetical. NCBI's taxonomy places the organism in Eukaryota, Fungi, Basidiomycota, Tremellomycetes, Tremellales, Cryptococcaceae. Bases 1 to 237 code for a protein of 78 amino acids. The transcript has 3 exons. The record is from RefSeq and is a predicted model, not a curated record.
AUGCCCUCAGAGCGGAUUGUGGAGGAACUCAUGGAUUUGAGGCAGGAAAACAUUGCCUUCUUCGGAGUUGCUGAGGCAACAACCUUUGUUAUUCCUGAUUUUGACUACAAGUAUGGCUUCAGAGGCGCCCUUCCUGUCAACAAUGAAACUUCCAGCGACGAAGAUACCCACAGCAACGCAGCUCUUAUGAGAUCUUCAUCGACUCGGUCCAUCAUCAACACUGUUGGGGUUACUUAG